Messenger RNA from Miniopterus natalensis, 3422 nucleotides. The record is from RefSeq and is a predicted model, not a curated record. Lineage: Eukaryota; Metazoa; Chordata; Mammalia; Chiroptera; Miniopteridae.
UCCUGAGGUCUUCCUUAUCCACUCACCUUGUACUUUCCACCCCGCACCCUCCCGCGGAGUGUGUCUAGGUUUCUCAAAGAAGAGUUUUGCAUGAAGGGGAAAUGCGAUUGAAAGCAGAAGAAAAUAGCUGGAUCGUAAAAAGUCAGUUCGUUUUGAACACUUCUGCUCUGCUUACCGUGUGCGUUUUGAAUAUGGAUUGUCUAUUAAGCAUAAGAUUUUAUUAACGAAGCAAGGGAGUUUUUGUAAGAAAAAGUUUUAAAAGUUUCUCCUCCCCACCCAUGUGAUGGUAGCAACUAAGUUUUUCUGUCCCACCUGAUAAAUUACUGGGAUGUUUCCAAAGCUCAGGGGGACAGUGUGAAUUUGGGGUCCUUAUCCUGAUGCGAAGACCCGAUAUGCAGUUGUUAGAUGCCUAUUUAUUAUGUUUUGGUCUUUCCUAUUGCUGUCACUUUUGUUUCCUGUUAAUUCUCCUCCCUCCCCUUUUCAGAAGCCUUGAGACUUUUUUGGAGGGAAGCUCAAAACUGCUGACUUGGGUUAGUUUGGGGGUUUAUAUGUGAUUGCUGUCAGCAAGAAUCAUCAGAAGUGUGUUUGAAAAGUAUUUGUUGUUUAUUAUGUUUGGUAUUAUGUAAGGGAAUCAAGUACAAUUAUUUGUAAAAGUAUUUUUCUUUUGCCUAUUUUAAGUUCAUUCAAAAAGAAAAAAAAAAUAUGUAUGGACUGUAAUUUUGCCUGUGACUGACAGAGUGACAAUAUGGUACUGAAGCUCAUCCCUCGAAUCGGUAGUUACUUUCUGGUCAUGACCUCGUUAAAUCUUGUCCUUCGUUGGAUAAAUUUCUUUGGGUACUGAUUAUUCAUGUUUCCUACCAAAUCUUCUUGAAGAAAAAACACAUUAAUUAGAAAUAAUUUAAGAUUUAAAUGUUAUGCAUAAGACAUUUGGCUAAUAUAUUUUAUCCCUUACAGGUUAAAACAAAAUGAAGAUUUUUUCUGAAUCUCAUAAAACAGUAUUUGUUGUGGAUCACUGCCCUUACAUGGCAGAAUCAUGCCGACAGCAUGUUGAGUUUGAUAUGCUGGUGAAGAACAGGACCCAGGGAAUCAUCCCAUUAGCCCCCAUAUCUAAGUCAUUGUGGACUUGCUCAGUAGAAUCUUCCAUGGAAUAUUGUAGAAUAAUGUAUGAUAUAUUUCCUUUCAAAAAGCUGGUGAAUUUCAUUGUGAGUGACUCUGGAGCACAUGUUUUAAAUUCUUGGACUCAAGAAGACCAAAAUUUGCAAGAGCUAAUGGCAGCAUUAGCUGCUGUUGGGCCCCCUAAUCCACGGGCAGAUCCAGAAUGCUGCAGUAUUCUACAUGGUCUCGUUGCAGCAGUGGAAACCCUUUGUAAAAUUACAGAGUACCAACACGAGGCCCGUACUCUACUAAUGGAGAAUGCAGAACGUGUUGGAAAUAGAGGGCGAAUAAUUUGCAUUACUAAUGCAAAAAGUGAUAGUCAUGUGCGAAUGCUUGAGGACUGUGUUCAGGAAACGAUUCAUGAGCAUAACAAGCUUGCUGCAAAUUCAGAUCAUCUCAUGCAGAUUCAGAAGUGUGAGCUGGUCUUGAUCCAUACCUACCCAGUUGGUGAAGACAGCCUUGUGUCUGAUCGUCCUAAAAAAGAGUUGUCCCCUGUUUUAACCAGCGAAGUUCAUAGUGUUCGUGCAGGAAGGCAUCUUGCUACCAAAUUAAAUAUUUUAGUACAGCAACAUUUUGACCUGGCUUCCACUACUAUUACAAAUAUUCCAAUGAAGGAAGAACAACAUGCCAACACAUCUGCCAAUUAUGAUGUGGAGCUACUUCAUCACAAAGAUGCACAUGUAGAUUUCCUGAAAAGUGGUGAUACCCAUUUAGGUGGUAGCAGUAGAGAAGGCUCAUUUAAAGAAACAAUAACAUUAAAAUGGUGCACACCAAGGACAAAUAACAUUGUGUUUUCUUCUGUUUCAGAAUUACACUAUUGCACUGGCGCUUAUCGAAUUUCACCUGUAGAUGUAAAUAGUAGACCUUCCUCCUGCCUUACUAAUUUUCUUCUAAAUGGUCGUUCUGUUUUAUUGGAACAACCACGAAAAUCAGGUUCCAAAGUUAUCAGUCAUAUGCUUAGUAGCCAUGGAGGAGAGAUAUUUUUGCACGUCCUUAGCAGUUCUCGAUCCAUUCUAGAAGAUCCACCUUCAAUUAGUGAAGGGUGUGGAGGAAGAGUUACAGACUACCGGAUUACAGAUUUUGGUGAAUUUAUGAGGGAAAACAGAUUAACUCCUUUUCUAGACCCCAGAUAUAAAAUCGAUGGAAGUCUUGAGAUCCCUUUGGAACGAGCAAAAGAUCAGUUAGAAAAACACACCCGUUACUGGCCUAUGAUUAUUUCACAAACCACCAUUUUUAACAUGCAAGCGGUAGUUCCAUUAGCCAGUGUUAUUGUGAAAGAAUCUUUGACAGAAGAAGAUGUGUUAAACUGUCAAAAAACAAUAUACAACUUAGUUGAUAUGGAAAGAAAAAAUGAUCCUCUACCUAUUUCCACAGUUGGUACAAGAGGAAAAGGCCCUAAAAGAGAUGAGCAAUACCGUAUCAUGUGGAAUGAAUUAGAAACCCUUGUGAGAGCCCAUAUCAAUAACUCGGAGAAACAUCAAAGGGUGCUGGAAUGUCUGAUGGCCUGUAGGAGCAAACCCCCCGAAGAAGAAGAACGGAAGAAACGAGGAAGAAAGAGGGAGGACAAGGAGGACAAGUCAGAGAAAGCAGUGAGGGAUUAUGAACAGGAGAAGUCUUGGCAAGAUUCAGAGAGAUUAAAAGGCAUCUUAGAACGUGGGAAAGAAGAGUUGGCUGAAGCUGAAAUUAUCAAAGAUUCGCCUGAUUCCCCAGAACCUCCAAACAAAAAGCCCCUUGUUGAGAUGGAUGAAACUCCACCAGUAGAAAAAUCAAAAGGGCCAGUGUCCUUGUUAACCUUGUGGAGUAAUAGAAUCAAUACUGCCAACUCUAGAAAACAUCAGGAGUUUGCGGGACGUUUGAACUCUGUUAAUAAUAGAGCUGAGUUAUAUCAACAUCUUAAAGAAGAAAAUGGAAUGGAGACAACAGAAAAUGGAAAAGCCAGCCGGCAGUGAAGGGUGACGAGGAACUAAAUUUACUAUAUUGCAUAAAUAUUUUGGGCAGAAUUUGAUAUAAGUACUUUUACAGCAAGAUUGUAUAGUUAUGUUGCCUGCAAUGGUUUUUACAUUUUUAAAAUAUUUCAACUAACUUUAUCUUUUUUGUAUUAAUUGUAAGAUUGGCACAUAUGUCAAAAAGUAUACAUCUGAGAUUUGUCUUCCCAAAUCACACAAAUUUAUUUUAUGGUAAAGGGUUUUCCCUCUGGAAAUGUUUUUUAAAGAAUUCUUAGGCUUCUCUUUGCCAAAUAAAACUAUUAAAAUAUUUGAAAUGCAAAA